Molecule: messenger RNA, 1191 nt
Organism: Paramecium sonneborni
Lineage: Eukaryota; Ciliophora; Oligohymenophorea; Peniculida; Parameciidae
Source: the annotation of a GenBank genome assembly
UCUGAUAUGAAUUUUGAAGAAGAAAAUAGAAGAAAAGAUAUUUCAAUCUAUGAUAAAUAGUGCAAAGUAUGGUAUGAGUUCUUGAAGGAAUAAACUAAUAAAAUUAAUAACUAUUUAAAUGAUACAAAAAGUGGAUUAGAUAACUAUAAAACAAACUUAGAAGAAAGAUUAAAAGAACUUGAUGAAUAAUAUGAUUCUAAUUCAGAAGUAUUAGAUUCACUUAGAGAUUAAAUCUCUACUAUUGAAUAUUAUUAAGAAGUUUAGGAGGUAAAUAUUUUAUAAAUCUUUUCAAUUAGCAAGAAAUUAAUGAUUAUGAGAAUGCUAUUAAUAAUGCUUAAAAUGAAAAGGAUAAAUAUUCAAGAGAAACUUUACAAAAAGAAAAAGAGGAAUUGAUUAUUUUAAUAUGUGAAAUGAAACAUAGUAAAAUAGAAGAUUGGCUUAAGACCAUCAAAAAGGAGCUUCCAGAUGGUGAUUUAAAAGAUAUUUUAAAGAUUUGUUAUCGUCUCUUUUAUGGAGCUAAGACUUUUAAUUUAGAAGAAUUUAUUGAAAAUGUUUUGUCAAAGGGAGAAACUAAAACUGAGGUUGAAGCUCCUAUUAAUUGGAUUAAAGUAUUUUAUUAUUCUAUCAAAAGGAAAAAGGAUUACAAUAAUAAGGUAACGAAAAGUUGAAAUUUAAGUUAUGUCCCUUAUUAGCUAAAUUUGCCAUAUAUAAUAGAUAAGAACUAAAUAAAGAAAGUAGAUAAAUGCUCAAAUUUUUACUUGACUCCCAAGUGUAGAGAUAAUAAUAGGCAGUUGAAAUUAAGUUCUUAGUAUCUCUUUUAUAAAAAGUAAUCUUGUUAUAUUAAAUUAGUUUAAUAAUUGGGAUUUAGCUAGUUGUGAAAAUGAUAAACAUGAAUAACGUAUCAAAGAGUUAGAAUAAACUUUAGAAGAAAAACGAAAUUCUCCAGAAUAUCUUCAAUAAUAAAAUCAUCUUCAUUUCUUAUAAAAAGAGGAAGAAUUUACAAAUGAUGUCAUUAAUAAAAUUUCUAAUAUCAGAGAAGCUUUAGAAGAAUUAUUAUCAAGUUUUUCAAAAUAUGAAGAAUAUCAAUAAUAAUAAAUUGAUGAAAUGUAAUAAACUGUUGAAUUCAAUUCAAGAAAUGAUGAAAUAGAUCUUAUCUAUUUAGAAAAAGAAUAAUAAAUUGAAAUGAAAUGA